Molecule: messenger RNA, 30837 nt
Organism: Podarcis lilfordi (Lilford's wall lizard)
Lineage: Eukaryota; Metazoa; Chordata; Lepidosauria; Squamata; Lacertidae
Source: the annotation of a GenBank genome assembly
AUGCGGCGCCGCCGGAAGAGGCUGAGGUGCAGGAGCUGGUACAGGUGAGGUCCCCAUCCUGCUUUCGAGGUGGAAGAGUUUUGUGGUCUGCUGCUGGUGUGGUUCUUUCAUGCUCCAAAGCGGCGUGGCUUUGUGGCUUCCCACAGAUCCCUGGGGCUUGUUCUGCAGGAUUCUUCAAAGAUCUCCGGGCUCCCAGGUAUUGUGUGGGGUCUCCUUCGUGGGCCAAGGAGGGUCUUUUGGUGGGUUUCCACAGGGUCACGGUGGAGGUUUUCUGGGUCAGGGACUACAGUCUCCCACCUGCCUUUGCUGCUUGCAUGUUUGUUUUUUAAGAGGAAGGUGGGGACAUAAUCGUAACAACAAACGAAAUUAAAAAUGUUUGCCUCGGGAAUCUCUGAACGGCGUGGUUUUCCCCCCUGGAGCUUACAAGGGCGUUUCUUUCUUCGAUAUCCCGAGGAACUGUAAGCUUCUUGAUGGUGUGAGGGUUUUUUUGUGGGAGCCAGUCUGGACAAAUAAGUUUUAUGCGGUUCCCUGUUUGGGGGCGUUUGUGGAUUUGGGGAGAGGUGUGGAUCUCAGGAUACUUCCCAUUGCCCAGAGCUUGGGGUGCCUGGGCUUUCGGACACUGAUAUCUGCAUGCAAGCUCAGAGAAUGUGGUUCUGGAUGUCUUUGGCGCUUGGAGAUCAUUCUAGAUCUGUGAGACUUUGGGGUAGAUGCUACAAUGCAAGGGUGUAUUUUGGGCGGGGGAAAAACGUCCAAUGAAACCCACCAAAAUGACUGGCUGGAACAAAAUGGGGCACUUUGUGGGGGUUUGUUAAGAGAAUAGGAUUCCAGACACCAAUAGGAACUGGACGGGAAUUGGUUCUUUUUUUGGGGGGGUGCAAUGCAAUGAGGCCUAGAUUGGUGUGUUUCCAGGUGAGCAACGUCGAAACAAGCGGAAUUCUGGGUCAUAUGAGAAACUGUGCAAUUUGGAGGUGCAUGUGGGCCCUAGGUCUCAAUAUCGGGGUGAACGCUUCUUUUUUUGAGGUGUUGGUCAGAAUCCUAGGAAGGCGUGUCGCUGUUUUUCAGCUUCUGAGAGAGCGGCCUUGCCGUCCCACUCGCCAGCCCGCCACACGCCCCAGAAUCUGCAUGCGUCUUUCUUUGUGAGGAAAUCCCACGAAAACAACAAACUUCCCAUUUUAAGGGUGCUUCCGUUGUGGGAUGGGUUGUGUAGGGGUUGUGGGUUUGAGGGAGGCUCGGGGAUGGCGCUUGACUUGCGCCUUUGUGUGUACAGUUGUGCUUGGAGAAUGAAACUUGCCUUAGACGUGCCAUUAGCAGCAAUUUUGGCGGGCACUGAGAAGAUCUGAGGGUAUGUUAUGUGUCUGUUUGGUUUGGAGGCUCGGACCCAGAGGACAGGGCAUUUGUUGGGGGCUCUCCUCCGAAGCCACAGCUAAUAAUGAGAAAUCGUAAGAGUUUGAUCAAAGCAAGCCUUCAAGUCUAAUGGGUAAAUCAUAGAAUCGUAGAGUUGAGGGGCCCUUGAGAGUCAUCUAGUCCAACCCCCUGCAAUGUAGGGAUUCGCAGCUAUCCCAUUUGGGAAUCGAACCUGCAACCUUUGCGUUCUCAGCACCACACGCUAUCCAGGCUAUCUCAGCUUGCCUUGAGCAACGUCACUCAUGGCAUAGCCUACCUUGCAAGGUUGUCGGGAGGAUAAAAAUCGGCUUAGUGAACUCCUCAGAGAAGAAUGGGUGAUAAAUGGGAUUGUGAAUGUUGGGUGUGUUGUUCCAUGUAAUCUGUGGCUUUGCUGUUGUAGAACAUGGUGUGCCUGCGUGGGUUGGUGCCAUAAACAUACCCUGACGUGGGUGGCAAAUCACAGGGUUGCAUUGCUUUAUCUUGUGUUUGAAGAUCGCGUGAGCCUGUUGUCGAACCUUUACCCUUGAGGUGCUAGAUAUCCACAAGCAGGGAGAGCUCUAACUUUUCAGACUCCGCCUCCCCCUACCCAUAUUCUGACCCAUGUUCCCAGGAGAACUAUCCCUUCUUGUUUCUUCCAAAUGAGUGCAUCCGUCUUUAAUGGUCAUCAAAUCUUUUAUCUUCUUUUCUUCUGCUUUGAGUUCCUGCAUUGGAGCGGGUUGGACUAGAUGACCCCCAGGGUUCCCUUCCAACUCUCCAAUUCUAUGAUUCUGUAAGUGGAAGUUGCAGGAGUCAGGUGUUUUGGAGGGAGAGUUGCCCCCUCCUUUGGUAGGUUAUCCUGGGAAUAAAAGCCCAGUUUGCAGAGCUGAUCUCUGUUUAUUGGGGCUGGGUAGGGUUGGCACACACCCCAAAUAUUGCCAGCUUGGCCACCCAUUAUUUGACUGUGGGGGACGCGGGUGGCGCUGUGGGUUAAACCACAGAGCCUAGGACUUGCCGAUCAGAAGGUCGGCAGUUUGAAUCCCCGCGAUGGGGUGAGCUCCCGUUGCUCGGUCCCAGCUCCUGCCAACCUAGCAGUUCAAAAGCACGUCAAAGUGCAAGUAGAUAAAUAGGUACCAGUGGGAAGGUAAACGGCGUUUCCAUGCGCUGCUCUGGUUCGCCAGAAGCGGCUUAGUCAUGCUGGCCACAUGACCCGGAAGCUGUACGCCGGCUCCCUCGGCCAAUAAAGCGAGAUGAGCGCCGCAACCCCAGAGUCGGCCACGACUGGACCUAAUGGUCAGGGGCCCCUUUACCUUUACCUUUUACAGAUAUUUCAAGAAGUCCACUUGGUAGAUGGCAGCUUUUUUCCCUUCCCUGAUUUUUCUUUUAGAAUUCCUUAGAGCGUUAUUUUGUAAGCAAGGGGCAAGAGCGAGGUCUGCCUUCCUCCCUAAAGCCGCAGCAAAUCUCAGCAAAGCUUUCCCUGGUAUAUGUGAACUCACCUCCAAGUUCAGAUCGAAGACCCUUAUAGCAUAGCAUCCUCUUCUCACAGUGGCUGGUCCCUAAAUCUCAGCCUAGCCUACCUCACAGGGUUGUUGUGAAGGUGGAAAGGACAACAUAGGUCUCCCUGUGCAAAUAAAUAAAAUCAGGUGUGCUUUUAAAGACGCUAAUGGCUAUCUUGUGAAACAAGGACUUCUGGUCCCCCCCCCCCUUGUUUUGUCCGUGGCUUGUCAGACUUGUUGACUAUUGUCUUCUGCUCUUCUCAUAACAUAAAUCCAUAACAAAAAUGUUAUUUGACCGGUCACAUCCUCAUCCCUUGACCUGGGGAUAGAACUCAGAACAACAGCUUCUGUAAAUGGGAGUCCUGAGACAAUUUUCUUAUUUGUUUUCUAUAUUCCAUUGAUAUCUUGCUUUUCCUCCAAGAAGCUCAGCUUAGCAUGCGUCGUUCCUUUCCCCAAUCCUUACAACAACCUUGAGAGGUAGGCUAGGCUGACAGGCCUAAAGUCACCUAGGGAGCUCCAUUGCGGUCGAGCGAAGAUUUGAACUCGUGUCUCCUCAGUCCUCCUUGUCUAACAUGAACAACAUGACACAAGCAGGUAUCCCAUAAUAGCCCUGCCUGGAGGCCUACCUCAAAAGUGCUGCUUUACCCUGAUCUUUCAGUGCUUUUUCUGGAAAAAAAGGUGUGUGCAUGUUUGUUUGUUUGUUUGUUUGUUUGUUGUGGGCCCAGUUGAAGUGGCCCCCCGCCCCUGGGCAGCGGCUAGAUGCAAGAUGUGAUUAAUAAACUCAAGCGAACAAAGAUCUGGAUUUGAAAUAGCUACGAUUUUAUGGGUUACAGAUAGAGGUGGAUUUUUGGCUCACCCUGACAAAAAAAAAAAGUACUGUAUUUUUCCAUGUAUAAGACUAGGUUUUUCCCCCUUAAAAAAUAAUGUCAAAAAUUAGGGAGCAUCUUAUACACGCCUACGCCUCCACCCAUUUUCUUAAAUCUGAGUCCCCCAAAAUAGGGGGCGUCCUAUAGACAGAAAAAUUAGGCAAUUUUUUAAUUUUAAAAAAGGUAAGGGAGCUCAGUUCUCUUGCUCAAAAAAGCACACCCAAACCCCUGACCUUCCUUCCUUUGCCUGCAGGUCCACCACAGAAAUCCGGAAGGAGAAAUCGAGGGACGCGGCGCGAUGCCGCCGCAGCAAGGAGACGGAGGUUUUCUACCAGCUGGCGCACACCCUGCCCUUCGCCCGGGGGGUCAGUGCCCACUUGGACAAGGCCUCCAUCAUGCGGCUGACCAUCAGUUACCUGCGGAUGCACAAGCUACUGAAUUCAGGUGAGGGCUGCCACGUUCUCUCGGGGUUCCCCUCUUCCUUGCACCACCCCCCAAUGCCCCAAUCCUGCUCUGCUGGCAGUCCUGAGCCCCCCGGCUCCUUGAGGGGGUUCUGGAUCAUGCUAUGUGCCAUCUCAGUGCGCUGUGUUCUGCCUGGCAGACGCCUCAAUGCUGGGACUCGACAUCUGAGCCGCAGCCGAGCAAAUGCUAGCUAGAACCCCAAACAUGUGGGGGAAAGUGGUAGGCGGGAGAUCAAAAGCGUUGCCACCUGCCCCUUAGAGCCUCCUCCACAUUUAUGUUAUCGCCCCCCAUGGACCCCGUUGCUAAGCGAGUUCUAGAAUCUCCUCCUCCUUUCCGCUCCCACUGGUAGACCCGUGUAGCGGCUGCCGCAGAGGGAUGCUCAGUUGAGAGGCAUUGUCCGAUGGGGAGGAGCGCUUGCCCGCCGAUGCCCGACAAAAGGACGGCUGUUGGACCAAACCGGCAGCAGCCUUGAACCCGAGACUCCCUGCCUUCCUUUGAAGCUCAAAAAAAGCAAGUUUCUAGUCCUGUUUGUGGCAGCUUGGAAAUGCGACGGGCAGUUCUGAUCUCGGGACUUGGGUGUCACUGAGGCAGAAGCCUGGGCUAGCUCUGGUGGUGGUUUUGAAAUUGGGGAGUGGGGCAAGGAUGCCUAGUGGUCUGGCUGUCUGAAAGCAAUGAGGUCCAGCUCCGAGGGCCUUCUGGUGGUCCCCUUAGUGCAAGAAGCGAUGUUACAGAGAACCAGGCUUGAGGGCCUUCUUGGUAGUGGCGCCAUCCCAUCAGAUGUCAAGGAAAUAAAUAAUUAUUUGACCUUCUGUAGACAUCUACCCUAUAUCAGGAAGCUAUUAAUGUGUGAUGUUCUGUUGUGUUUUUGUAUAUUCUGUUGGAAGCUGCCCAGAGUGGCGAGGGCAACCUAGUCAGAUGGGCAGGGUGCAAAAAUAUUAUGAUUAUUAAAAUUUGUGUACCACCCUUCAUUCAUAGAUCUCAGGGUGAUUCGCAAAAUUAAAAUACAAGAUAAAAGAAUACAAAGUACAUAAUAAAAACAAGGACAAAACGAAACAAUAACCUCCCCCCCGCUUCCUUCAAACACAUUUAAAAGGUUUAGGAUAUUAAUCAGCCAAAGGCUUGGUUGAAGAGAGCAUGCCACAAAUAGGGAGCCACCACCAAAAAGGCCCUGUUUUCAUGUUGCUACCCUCUGGACCUCUCGUGGGGGAGGGACAUGAGUAAGGACCUUCAAUAAUGAUCUCAGGGUCUCAGGUAGGUUCAUAUGGAAAGAGGUCUUUGAGGUAUUGCGCUCCUAAGUCGUUUAAGGCUUUAUAGGCCAAAAACAACACUUUAAAUUGGGCCCAGAAACUAAUUGGCAGCUGGUGCAGUCAGGCCAGGAUCGGUGUAAUAUGCUCAAACUGCCUUGCCCCCGUGAGCAACCUGCACCAGCUCAAGUUUCCGAACCGUCUUCAGAGGCAGCCCUACGUACAUUGCAGUAAUCUAAACUAGAGGUUACCAGAGCAUAGAAGCCAGGCUUUCCCUGUCCAAAAGCAUCCUAGUGGCUGGGCUGUGUGGAGCUGCGAUUAUCCAUUUUUGUUAUCUGUACUAAAUUCCACGAUUCCUAAGUUGCAAGCUGACCCCCUGCCCUUUGCUGCUUGAAGGGCUUUUUGCCAGCUUCCUGAUAGUAAGGUAAAAAGGUAACGGGACCCCUGACCAUUAGGUCCAGUCAUGACCAACUCUGGGGUUACGGCGCUCAUCUCGCUUUAUUGGCCGAGGGAGCCAGCGUACAGCUUCCGGGUCAGGUGGCCAGCAUGACUAAGCCGCUUCUGACGAACCAGAGCAGCACACGGAAACGCCGUUUACCUUCCCGCCGGAGUGGUACCUAUUUAUCUACUUGCACUUUGACGUGCUUUUGAAUUGCUAGGUUGGCAGGAGCAGGGACCCAGCAAUGGGAGCUCACCCCGUCGCGGGGAUUCAAACUGCCGACCUUCUGAUCAGCAAGUCCUAGGCUCUGUGGUUUAACCCACAGCGCCACCCACAUCCCUUGAUAGUAAGGGAGCUACAGGUAUUUCCUGGAGGCAAACAUACAUCUGUCCAGGUGUUUAUAACUUCAGGGCUGAAUUAUUACCGUGAGUUCUGGGUGGACUGCUGAGACGGCUUCCCUUGGCUGCCAGUGUGCCCGCGGCCCAACAAUUUUGGUACUUGUAUACAAGGUGCUAGACAACUCCGGGAUUGUGUUACUUGAAAGAUCUUCUUGUUCCCUAGAUACCUGUUCAGGUUGUGUACUCAUUGGCAGGUGGUGUGAUAGCUGCUGAAGAUACCUGAGCCCUGCCCUGUGACAUCCUAGCAUUGCAUCCCCUUUUUUCAUGGAGUCCUCUCCCUGUACAAAUUAGACAGGCGCCAACUGUACUGGCCUUUCAGCAUCCAUUGAAAGCCUUUUAAAUUGACAACUCUUCCCUGACUGGUGAUCUCAGCUGUGGCUUUCGUCAAUUUCUGGGUGUUAAAAUAUGUACUGUGCCUACUGUGUCAUGUUUCCUGAAGGAUUUUGCUUUGAAAGUUUUGGAUGUAAAGCAAUAUCGGCCCCAUUCAAACCAUACAUUUAAAGCGUUUUGAUUCCACUUUAAACAGUCAUCGCUUCCCCCAAAGAAUCCUGGGAGCUGUAGUUUAUUAAGGGCACUCAGAGUUGUUGGAAGACCUCACUGUUGCCAUCUUAGAGCUACAAUUCCCUGAAAAGAGGGAUUGAUUGUUAUGCUGUUCUAGCUCCGGGAGUGCAGUGUGUGUAUGUGUAUUUCUAUUAAUGUAAAAUCCAAAAACCAUAAUCAAAUGUACAAAACAAAGAAGCAGUACAUAGACUGUAUUGUCAAAAAAAAUAAAAAUCGCUUAUUAAAUUGAUGUACCUCCUUUCAUCACAGGAUAUCAGGGUGGUUCACAGAAUGAAUAAAUAAAUAGGGAGCAGAUAAUGUUGAAAAAUGAAAGCAUCCAAACACAUAGAGGAACCAAAUUUCACAUUCGGAUGAGGGAAGAAAGUUCUGCAUAUCGAAAUUUGACAUGUAAGAAAUGUUCUGGGUUUUGAGAGUUAUUUUCUCUGCAGUAGCCAAAGACCACAUAAUGUUGUACCACAGCCAGAGGUUUAAAGUUCAUAGCGUCUUCCAUUUCUGGGCCCAAGGAGUUCUCAAUGAAGCCUAGGCUCAUUGUAAGACGUUCCUUAGGUCAGAAAGCUGCAGUUUGAUCACUCCACAAGUUCCAGAGAGCGAGUGGCAAGGAGAUUUGAAAGCGGCAUUCUCAGCAGGAGCCUUGAACUUCCAGAUUGGUUGUUUCCAACAAGGUGUUGUGUGUAUGUGCCAUCUAGGCUGCCCCAGAGUUGAGGGUCCUGUCGCUGUGCCAUGGCACGUACCUGCGUGAGCUUUGCCCUGAAGCAACUCUUUUUCUGCUUCCUUUAAAACCAGGAGAAUGGAGAGAUGAGGUGGAGGCAGAGGAACAGGUGGACGCGUAUUACCUGAAGGCUCUGGAUGGCUUCCUCAUGGUCCUGACCGAGGAAGGGGACAUGAUCUACCUCUCCGAGAACGUCAACAAGCACCUGGGCCUCAGUCAGGUGAGGCGCUGCCACCUGGCCAGGACCAGAGGACACCUGUGCAGGUUGAUGAGGUGGGGGACCUACGAAAGUCAGGGGGAUGCUGUUCUGCAGUUCCACAAAACUGGCAGGAAGUAUUUUGCCUGGACAGGUUAACCAGGGCGGGGAACCUUUCUUAGCUUGAAGGCUGGAUUCCCUUCCAAGGGCCACAUGCCAAAAAUGUGUGGGGCCAGGUGGGAAAUGGGGCAGGGCAGUGGGUGUGACUCCUACCUUUGUGUAGUUGGUUAUGUUCCCAGUCACAUCUUUCUGUCCUGGCCUCUUUUGGUGGUGGGAGAUGAACCGGCUCUGAUUCUCCUGCUGCCAAGAACUUCCUUGAGGAUAAUUUUAUUUCGGGCACUGGGGAGGGGAAGGGACGUCUUGUGUGGCUCUGGGGGCAGCUGAACUUAAACCACACACAAACACAUUCAUUUGCCACAAGCGGGUUCCCAGCAACUCUCUGCAGAAAGAGAGACUGGUGGUUGGUUCGCAUCUGUCUGUCUUGGGACACAAACACAUUCAUCAUUCAUUUGGCACAAGCGCGUUCUCAGCAACUCUUCAGAAAGAGACUUGUGGUUGGUUCACAUUCGUCUGUCUUGGGAGACAGAGGAAGAGUGCGGUUUUGGGGGAGAAGCCAAACUAUUGGAGAAUUACAGCACCUGCUGUGGCUGUAGAGACCAAUACGUGAGAGACAUGUUUUGUUGCAGCCGGGGCAGACGAAGGCGUCCGGUUGUGCUGCUGCCUAUGUAUAAUAGCAUUUCUUCAUUCUGCGCUCUCUCCCAGCGGUCAUUCCUCCUCUGGCCACUGCUAUGGAUGCACGACCUGACGGUCUGUCUCCAGGUCCUGCGGUCGUCUGCAAGGGAUUCCCACACGCCAGGGUUGAUGUUGCCAGCCUUUGCGUCAUGUUUGCAGACAUAACACAGAGUUCAGGCCUGGUGCCUGAAGCCAGCUCCCCAUAGAUCACGCCCUCUCUAAUGGGGGACUUGGCAAUUUGUUUUUACUCUGGACAUUUCUGCCAUGGGCAGCAUAGGAACUUAAGAUGGGCCCUGCUGGAUUCAGCCAAAGUCCAGCAUCCUCUUCUUCCAGUGGCCAACCAGUGGGGAAAUCACCAGGAGGACACGAGCACAACAGCGCUCUUCCUUGCUUGUGAUUCCUGGCAGCUGGCGUACAGAGGUUUACUGCUUCUGGCAACCAUGAUCUGUAAUAGGAAGAUGGCAAACUCCCCUGUUACUUUCAGGGUGAGGAGGUCAUCCCAAGAUUUUGCUUCCAGGCAGCUGCUUCCUAACCAAGACCCUGAGGGCAAAGGGGUAUGGGUGGGCCUGACCAGGAAGACAGCAGCCCAGAAUAUUAACAGGGCAGCCCGAUGAAGAUCAGUGUUUGGGGCGAGAGCCUGUGACCUUUUGAAAGAGAGUGUUCAUUGUGGAAGUGGUUGCUAUGCACUUUGAAAUUACUUGUGCAACUUGGCAGUCCGGAAACAAAGGCUUUAUAUUGUCUUUAUUUUGUGUGCACUGGAAAAUUAAGGACAACACUUUUCUUUCAUGCUUGCUGAAUCGCAGUCAGUGUUGGCAUUCCUCUGGGUAUUUUCUAAGGCGGAAAAAAAAUCCCCUGUGGCAGAUUGAUUGCUGAAUGGAUUGUUUUAUUUUACUGGAGUAGUUACAGCGUGAUGAUGCCUUUGACGUUUCACUCAGCCCUGUGAUUUUGGGAGUGGAGUCUUGCCCUCAGGAAAGGGUUGCUAGAAAAUAACAUUUUCCAGUUUUCACUUCCAAAAUCUUGUUUUUCUUCUUAAUCCUGAGAGAGAAUUAUUACAUUUUCUCCAAAAUAUAUUUUCAAAUCAUGCUGGGUUUUUUCCCCCUCUUUAACUUUCCUCUUUUUGGAAACGGAAUGCACUCAGGUUGCUGAAAACCAAGCUGAACCAAUGCGUUUCUUUAUCCCCAAGCAACCAGAAUUCUUGACAUGGGCAAAAUUCGCUUUCCCCUCUGACGGUGCUGGUUGUACUGAGGCCGGUGGUUUUCUCCUGCUAAGCGCCUGCUCUGAAACGGCUGCAGAAGUUUUUGCUCGAGACUCGGAAGCAACCUAAAAGCAAAACAGAGGCGUUCGGGAAAAUGUGCCCUUCGCGAUAUGUGAUGCGGCUUUAUUGAAUUUCUGGCGUACGUGGGAGAGUGAAAGGGAACGCAGGAAGGAGGUGGGAUUUCUGAUUGGCUGGCUCCAGAGAGCCCAGACCAACUGGCUGCUUUCUAGCAGAUCUCGGCUCCUUUGUAUGCGCUUCUAGCAUAUGGUGUCCCGCUAGGCUUAGCGGAGGCAGUGUGCUGGCUCCAACCUCCCCCCACCCCGUGCGUUGCUUUCUGAUGUCCCCAAUUCUCUUUCCUUCCGCUAGCUGGAGCUCAUUGGUCACAGCGUCUUUGACUUCAUUCAUCCCUGUGAUCAAGAAGAACUGCAAGAUGUAUUGAGCCCAAGGCAAGGUGAGUGCUUCUCCCCCGUCCUCUCCCAUGCAUGCCCAUUUGGGCCUUGAGAAAUGUUCCUCCCCAUGACCCACACACAAACAGAGCGUCUUUAUCUCACAGACUCCUCGUGAUGUGCUAAUAGCAGACGUGGACCCCCCCCAUCUGCACUGUGCGUUUGAAGCAGGAACAUUGCCGCUUUAAGCAAUCGUGGCUUCCCCCAAAGGAUUCUGGGAAGUGUGGUUUGUUAAGGGGAGGGGGCUGAGAGCUAUUUGGGGGCUCCUUCCAGAGCUACAAUUGGCUUAACAGUCAACCCCUCUUCCCAGGGAACUAUGGGAACUGUAAUUCCCGGAGGAGAAUUAAGAGUCUCCUAAUGAUUCUCAAGUGGGACGCAGGUGAUACUGUGGGUUAAACCACAGAGCCUAGAGAUGUAUUAAUACAAUGAAUGUAUUGGAAUGUAUGUUUGAUGAAAACUAAUAAAAAUUUAAGUUGGAAAACAAAAAAAAAACCACUGAGCCUAGGGCUUGCCGAUCAGAAGGUCGGCAGUUCGAAUCCCCAUGACGGGGUGAGCUCCUGUUGUUCAGUCCCUGCUCCUGCCAACCUAGCACUUCGAAAUCACAUCAAAGUGCAAGUAGAUAAAUAGGUACCGCUCCAGCGGGAAGGUAAACGGCGUUUCUGUGCGCUGCUCUGCUUCUCCAGAAGCGGCUUAGUCAUGCUGGCCACAUGACCCGGAAGCUGUACGCCGGCACCCUCGGCCAAUAAAGCGAGAUGAGUGCCGCAACCCCAGAGUCGGCCACGACUGGACCCAAUGGUCAGGGGUCCCUUUACCUUUACCUUUAAUGAUUCUCAGCACCCAAAACAAACUACAACUCCCAGGGUUCUUGGGGAGAAGCCAUGUCUGUUUAAAGUGGUAGCACAGGACUUUAAAAAUGUAUGUUGUAGAGGUGGCCUUAUUCUCCCACUGUCAUGAAAACAACCAGGGAGGUGUCUGCAGACUCGCAGGAGUAACAGAAGUACAAAAACGUGUGUGUGUGCGUUUUGUUUUUUUUUAGAAAUGGGGGGAGGGUGAACUUUAAUAGAGUUGGGGAAGCCUGAAAAAUUGUUCGGUGCUCAUGCUCGCUGUGGGCCUGGAAUGUGUGGCUUUUGGUGGGGAGAAACAGCAAAAAAUAGGGUGGAAUGCAAUGGAACGGAAUAUGCCCACAAGGGCCCUAUCAGGUGGCUCAGGUUGAGAGAUUGCAACUUGCCCGAGGUCACCCACCAGCUUGGGGCAGUGUAUGCUGCUCCCUCCCUCCCUAUGCUAUCUUCAAAACAGCCCUGUGAGGUAGGCUAGGCUGAGAUUGAGUGACCAGACCGAGGCCACCCAUUGAGCUUUGUGGCUGAGGGGUGGGAUUUGAACCCGCUUCCCCCAGGUCCUAGUCUGGCGCACGGCACUGCGCUCCUUACAUUUUCUUAUAAUUAAAAUGUGCGUCCAGAACUUGAUUUCCCCUUCUCCGCUUCCUGCCACAGAAGAAGCACGUUCUCCUCCCUCCCCGGACUCCCAACUCCUGCUCCCUCCCUGCACCAGCCUUUGGACUAGUGCCCCCCAGAUCUUGACAGGCUUUUCCAUCUCUAAUCCCCCCCCAGGUUUCUCAAAGAAGAAGGAGGUGAAGACAGAACGCAGCUUCUCCCUGCGCAUGAAGAGCACCCUCACCACCAGGGGGCGCACCGUCAACCUCAAGUCCGCCACCUGGAAAGUGAGCGAAUGCGUCUUAAGAGGGUGUGCAUGGAACCAAAUGGGUUUUGUGUUGGGAGUAUGGGGGAAAGAGGGCUCUUUUCCCAAAGUGGGGCAAUACCGCCCCACUGGGGGGCGGUGGAACAAUCCAGAGGGGCGGUAGUCGCCUCGGUUGCAAGGCGGGGGGGGGAGGGAGGGAAGGAGCGUUGAAUAAAAAUAAUAGGGGCAGUAGAGAAACAUACAUGCAUAAAAGAAAACAAAUUUGUCCCUGCAUCUUUCUGUUUGUUUUCUUAAAGAAGGUAGCUUUCCAGGGGGACACAGAGUAAUUGGUUGUUGUUUUUUUCCUGAAAAGGGUUCAAAUAAAGAGGGAUGCGGGUGGCGCUGUGGGUUAAACCACAGAGCCUAGGGCUUGCCGAUCAGAAGGUCGGCGGUUCAAAUCCCCGCGAUGGGGUGAGCUCCCGUUGCUCGGUCCCUGCUCCUCCAACCUAGCAGUUUGAAAGCACGUCAAAGUGCAAGUAGAUAAAUAGGUACCGCUCUGCCGGGAAGGUAAACGGCGUUUCCGUGCGCUGCUCUGGUUUGCCAGAAGUGGCUUAGUCAUGCUGGCCACAUGAUCCGGAAGCUGUACGCCGGCUCCCUCGGCCAAUAAAGCGAGAUGAGUGCCGCAACCCCGGAGUCAUCUGCGACUGGACCUAAUGGUCAGGGGUGCCUUUACCCUUUACCUUUAGUGCAAAUAAGUUUGGGAAUCUGCUCUAGAGCAAAGUGCCACUCUGGAGAAAGGAAGGCCUCACUGUGGCAACGGCACUGAGGGCAUCAUUAUAGAAAUGAGGGGGCUGAAAACCAUGGCUUGGUCCAGCACCAAGACGGCACAAAACGAUGAUGAUGAUGAUACCUAUAUUUAUAUAUUUUGGUGGGAUUGUACAUAUGACUGCUAUCUUUCUCGAGUGAGUGUGUGUGUGUGUGUAUAUACAGUGGUACCUUGGGAGUCGAACGGCUUGGCUCCCAAAUGGCACAAACCCAGAAGUGAGUGUUCCAGUUUGCGAACAUUUUUCGGAAGCCAAAUAUAUUCCGCGGCUUCCAAUUGAGGGCAGGAAGCUCCUGCAGCCAAUCGGAAGCCGCACCUUGGUUUUCAAACCAUUCCGGGAAUUGAACGGACUCCGGGAACAGAUUAAAUUCGAGAACCAAGGUACCACUGUAUAUUCUUUUUCCCAUCACUGUUAAGGUGGGAUAGACACAUCCUACAGAUGCGCAACGGGUGGUUUUGUAUUUGCAACUCGUUACCUGAAAAUUAGGGACGCGCGUAGCUCUGUGGGUUAAACCACAGAGCCUAGGACUUGCCGGUUAGAAGGUGGGCGGUUCAAAUCCCCGCGACGGGGGUGAGCUCCCGUUGCUGGGUCCCUGCUCCUGCCAACCUAGCAGUUCGAAAGCAUGUCAAAGAGCAAGUAGAUAAAUAGGUACCACUCCGGCGGGAAGGUAAACGGUGUUUCCGUGCACUGCUCUGGUUCUCCAGAAGCGGCGUAGUCAUGCUAGCCACAUGACCUGGAAGCUGUAAGCCAGCUGCCUCGGCCAGUAAAGCGAGAUGAGCGCCGCAACCCCAGAGUCGGCCACGACUGGACCUAGUGGUCAGGGGUCCCUUUACGUUUACAUCUGAAAAUUAAAGUCUUAAAAACCCAAGUAGCAUGAAUGAAAACGUAAGGAUGUUUCUGAGAGGCAGCGCCAUCUUAGAACACCUUCUGGAGCGGGGUCUGUGAAUGAAUUGGUGGGUUGGAACUGCCCCAGUUCUUCUUCUCUCGCAGGUGCUCCAUUGCUCCGGCCAUAUGCGGUCCUAUGCGCCCGCCAAGCCAGCAGGGGGGAAGGAGGCAGAAGGCGGCUUCGUGGAGCCCCCUUUGCGGUGUUUGGUGCUGAUCUGCGAGGCCAUCCCACACCCCGCUAACAUCGAGACCCCGCUGGACAGCGGCACCUUCCUCAGCCGCCACACCAUGGACAUGAAGUUUACCUAUUGCGACGACAGGUGAGCAUGAGGCACAGAGGGCUGGGAAAUUGAGCUGGGUGGGGCUGAUGGGAGUUGCUAUUUGAAACGGCCGUGCUGGCUGGCGCUCGCGGGGCUAGCAGAGCAACUGGGGUGAAGCAUACGGACCAGAGAGAAAGGAAACUUCUAAUACUUCACCCAACGGCAAACGGAACAAGAACACUAUAUAACUUGAGGAGGAUUGUAUUUACAGGCCAUGUUGAGGGCCGGGGGACAUGUUCAGCCACGCUUUCUGAGGUAAACUUCCUUCAGAAUGGCUUUCCCCUCCAACUCCUCCAACGGUCAAAUCUGAAUGGUCUUCCUCACUGACAGCGAAUUUCCAGCUGACUCCAGACAGUCAGUCUGCAGUCAGCUGGACAAACACAGUGGUACCUCUGGUUGCGAACGGGAUCCGUUCCGGAGGACCGUUCGCAACACGAAAGGAACGCAACCUGCAGCGGUGCGUCUACGCACGCGUGGGUUGCGAUUUGCAGCUUCUGUGCACGCGCGUGGUGCCAUUUUUGUGCAUCUGCGCAUGCGCGAGCGGCGAAACCUGGAAGUAAUCCUUUCUGGUACUUCCGGGUUGCCGCGGGACGCAACCUGAAAAGACGUAACACGAAGCAAGCGUAACAUGAGGUAUGACUGUAGCAGAAUUAACUCAGGGUCCUCAACGUUGAACUGAUGGGAGUUGUUGUCCAUAGCAUUUGGAAGAAAACCAGGCUGACAAAGACCAGGAUCAGGCCAUGAGCUGAGGCGGUCCGUUGGAGGCAGUUGGUGGGCAGCCUGGGGAUCCCAUGUUCCGGCACUUUCCGGGAACGGGCAAUGCAGUACCCACCUCCUGCUUGAGAAUUAGGAGCUCUUUUGUGGCUCCGCUGGGUGUCUCUCCCACCCUACUUUGCCCUGGCAGUUUUUGAGGACUCCCCACCCCCAAAGUUACAGGAGGAAGUGAUGGACGAGAGGGAGAUAUUGGCGGUGACAGGACUUCUCUGACAUCAGGGGGGAUUUUUCUGCCGUCUUGCCUUGAGGGCAGUGAUGCAAGAAGCAUGAGGGACAUCCAGAGCCCAUAGUGGCUCCUGUAGUCAUGAUCUUACGCAAAAACCGCUUUGCAAAUUCUGUCUGAAAAGCGGUAUAUAAAUACUGGAAACAAAUAAAAUAAAAUAAAAUAAAAUAAAAUAAAAUAAAAUAAAAUAAGGGAGUUGGUUUUGGGUAUCUGAGCCCCUUGGCCAUUGAUGUGGCAGUUCUGUAAAGGUACAUGUGAACUGGAACAGUUUCCUCCACCCUUGGGUAGAGAUCUUCCAUUCUGCCUCUCUCACGUGACAUCUCCCCGGGCAGGAUUGCAGAGGUGGCUGGUUACACGCCUGAAGACUUGCUGGGCUGCUCCAUUUACGAGUAUAUCCACGCCCUGGACUCUGAUUCUGUCAGCAAGAGCAUCAACACCCGUAAGUUACACCUUCCCUGAGUGUCACACACACACGGAGCGGGAUCCUGAUCUGGGGAAAACCGUUCCCUGCAGCAAAAAUGGAAAAGAGAAGAACUUUGACUGCAUUUGCGUGCCAUACUGUAAAGAGUCAUGGCUUCUCCCAGAGAAUUCUGGGAGAUGAGAGUUGUGAGGAGGCCCCUCUGAUCCCAGAGCUACAGUUCGCUGAGUGAUUUAACAAUCCAUCCUUCUGCCCAGGGAAUUAUGGGAACUGUAGUUCCGGGAGAGCAAUGGGGUGUCCUAACAACUGUCGGCAUUUUUAAGCAACCACAGCUCCCAGAAUCCUUUGGGGGAAACCAUGGCUGUUUAAAGUGGUAUCACUGCACUUUAAAUGUAUGCAGAUGUGGCCUUCCUCCAGUUUGCUUUAUUGCGGCCUUGGUGCAGGGUCCAGAAUGUAGUAUCAGGAAUCAAAGCUUACCACCUUGCUCGCCAUGGCUCUCACUUCUCCUAAACUAAGUUUCUAGUCCUUAAACUUGAAGAGGUGUUGGGUAGAACCUCAGAAUACAGAGAUGGCUGGGGACUGCUUGCUCUGCCUUAUUCUCUGCCUGUUUGUCUGUGGCUGGUGGAAGCAGGGUAAACGAAAGGCCAAAUGAUCAGAUAAAUACUAACUUCAUUUGCAUGAUUCAUGCAAGCUGGUGGAUUCAGCUUUUUUUUGGUGCAGAAUGUGUAUUUUUUACACACAUUUAAGCACACGCAAUAUGGAACCAAACAGGACAACUGCUGUGUCCUGGGCCGGUUCCUUCUGUUAAUCAGGCAUCGUAAUACAGAGAAGCCGAUUUCUUUGCAACGUUGCCUGUCUCUAUUUUAAAAAGCAAGUUCCUAGUCCUCAUUAUUUCAAAGGCAAGAACUGGGAAACCGAAAUCAACAGAGUUGGCUGGUGCCUUCCUCGUGGCUCCCAGUUUUCCUUGCUUCCCCACGUGCGCUGUCAUUCAACGUCCCUGUCGCUGUACAUUUCCCCCCAAAAUUCCCCAUAAAUUCCUCAGUUUCCUUUCUUUCCCUUGUUGCUGGCACUGAAUGUAGAGUGGAUUCUGAGGUGGUUGAGCCAACAUGAAAUGAUGGUUCUGGCAGAGUGGACCGUUCAUGUGCAGUGCUUUCAACAAGCCACAGACAAGGCAUGGCGAGAACUCCUGUGGGGUCCCUUCGAAAGGGGGUGACUUAGUAAGGGAGCAGUGGACACAAUCUCUCCAAUUUCUGCUGCAGAUAAGAGCAGGUCUUUGCCAACCUGGUGCUUCCCCAGUUUUUUUGGAUUACAGCUCCCAUGAGCUCCAGAAAACAUGUUCCUGCUGGCUGGGGCUCAUCUGAGUUGUCGCCUGACACGACCAAGCUGGCUGAGGCUCAUGGGAGUUGUAGUCCCCGCUGGCUGGAGCUGGUCAGAAUUGUAGGCCACAUUCACACUAAGCAGUCCUGGCUUGCCGCAAGGAAUUUUGGGACCUGCAGUUUGUUAAGUGUGCUGAGAAUUGUUUUGAGACCCCGGUAUCCCUCCCAGAGCUGAAAUUCUCAGCUUCAAGAGGGGUUGAUUGCUAAACCACCCUGGGAACUGUAGUUCUGUGAGGGGAAUAGGGCUCCUCCAAACACCCAGGUGGCGCUGUGGGUAAAACCUCAGCACCUAGGACUUGCCGAUCGCAUGGUUGGCGGUUCGAAUCCCCACGGCGGGGUGCGCUCCCGUCGUUCGGUCCCAGCGCCUGCCAACCUAGCAGUUCGAAAGCACCCCCGGAUGCAAGUAGAUAAAUAGGGACCGCUUACCAGCGGGAAGGUAAACGGCGUUUCCGUGUGCUGUGCCGGUUCGCCGGAGCAGCUUCGUCACGCUGGCCACGUGACCCAGAAGUGUCCGCGGAUAGCACUGGCUCCCAGCCUCUAGAGUGAGAUGAGCGCACAACCCUAGAGUCUGUCAAGACUGGCCCGUACGGGCAGGGGUACCUUUACCUUUACCUUUAAACGCCCUAAAUGGGGUGGCGAAGUGGUCUAAACCACAGAGCCUAGGACUUGCCGAUCAGAAGGUCGGUAGUUCAAAUCCCCGCAACGGGGUGAGCUCCCGUUGCUCGGUCCCUGCUCCUGCCAACCUAGCAGUUCGAAAGCAUGUCAAAGUGCAAGUAGAUAAAUAGGUACCACUCCUGCGGGAAGGUAAACGGCAUUUCCGUGAGCUGCUCUGGUUCGCCAGAAGCGGCUUAGUCAUGCUGGCCACAUGACCCGGAAGCUGUACGCCGGCUCCCUCGGCCAAUAAAGCAAGAUGAGCGCCGCAACCCCAGAGUCGCCAUGACUGGACCUAACGGUCAGGGGUCCCUUCACCUAAACACCCUCAUCACCCUUAACAACUAAAUACAGCUCCCAGAAUUCUUUUGGGGAAGCCAGGAUUGUGUCAAGUUCUAAUGCCUUAAAUGUGGAUGCAGCCUUAGCCCAACGCAUCAGGAGGGCACCAGCGCGGCAAAAAGGGCAUUGCAGGCAUUUAAAGAUGAGUGGGACGCUCUGCGUCAAGAGGGACAAAAUCUGCCUUGGUGGGGGAUUUCCAGUUCCGUAAGUGAGUAGCUUGUAAACAAGAGCGGCUGCCGCCUGUUCCGCCUUCCUGUCUCGCUGCCUCCACCUCCCAGCUUAUCCGUUUGUCUGUCUGUUCUAGACUGUCUGUGUUUCACUUCCUUCUGGUAGUGCUGAGCAAGGGGCAGGCGGUAACCGGGCAGUACCGUUUCCUGGCCAGGAACGGCGGCUACCUGUGGACCCAGACUCAAGCCACGGUCAUCUCCAGCAGCAAAAACUCCCAGCCCGAGAGCAUCGUCUGUGUCCACUUCAUCUUGAGGUCAGAAUCCGGGAAGGGGUGGUGUGUCUCUUAAGUGUCCAUCCCCUGCCCCCCGAUGAAUGAACAAUCCUGGACUGGGAGGCUUGUAGGAACAGCGAAUAUUAUAUAGAGAUGCCCUGGGGGUUUUUUGUUUAGUUUGUUGGCGCGGUGGUGAAAAGAGCGACUUAAAUUUUCUUGCAAUCAAAUGACUAUGGUCUUGUCAUUACGUUCUCUAAAUUGACAACAUUCCCACUGUGGAGUCCUUUACCACUUACAUUUCCUUUCCCCGAGAGUGUUUUUUAAUUAGAUUUAAGUGUAGAGAAAUGCAGAAGGAAAACAAAGGAACCAAAAAUGUAAAUUGUCACAGUCUUGGAGAACAGAACUAUAAUACAGCUCAGAAGGAACAGUGAACUGUCAUCUAGCACUCGGGCUUUCCUCAGAGAUUUACCAUAUAGAGCAGGCAUAGGCAAACUCCGACCCUCCAGAUGUUUGGGACUACAAUUCCCAUCAUCCCUGAUGGUUGGUCCUGUUAGCUAGGGGUGAUGGGAAUUGUAGUCCCAAACAUCUGGAGGGUCGGAGUUUUCCUAUGCCUGAUAUAAAGCAUAUGAACAAAAGAAAGCACACAACCCCGUGCGACUUUCAGAUUUUUACCAUUUUUGGAACUGAUCUUGUGGCAAAGCUUCCGAGAAACGUGAAACCUCAGGUUUGGGGGAUUGUGCUGUUUUUAAGUUACUCAGUGGCAAGUGUUAUGUUUCUUCGGAGGAAAGAAAGCCAGGGGCUUAUCAUUAGCUACCAGCCACAAGGAAUCCCCCUUGUUCCUAAUUUGGUUUUGGGGAAGUAGCCUGGAGAUCUUGUCAACAACACUGGACAGGGAAAUUUUGUAUUUUCAGUUUGAACAGUAGUGUUGGGCAACACGGAGUUGAGUUUUUAAGUACAGUCGUACCUCAGAAGUCGGACGUAAUCCGUCCCGGAAGUCCGUCCGGCUUCCAAAACGUUCGAAAACCAAAUCACGGCUUCUGAUUGGACGCUCAGGUUCCAAAAGAACGUUUGCAAAACUGAAACAAUCACUUCCGGGUUUUCUGCGUUUGGGAGCCUGUGCACAUUCUGUCUCUGGCCACUUUUGGAAACAGGGAGAGUGGACUAGGUGGAUCCAGAAGCGCUCAUCUUGUGUUCAGAUGUCAAAGAGAAAAACAACUACCAUACUUUCAGAAGACCUCUGAAGGCAGUCUUGUUUAGGGAAGUUUUUAAUGUUUAAUGGAUUAUUGUAUUUUAAUAUUCUGUUGAAAGCCGCCCAGAGUGGCUGGGGAAAGCCAGCCAGAUGGGCGAGGUAUGUAUAAAUAAAUAAAUAAAGUAAGUAAGUAAGUAAGUAAGUAACUGUAUCUGGCUAGUUAAUACAGGCAACUCCCCAUUUACACACAUUCAAGGCACAUGUGAACAUGUAUGCGUGCAUUACCACAAACCCGGAAGUGGCACGAAAAGAGGCAAGAAUGGCCCUAAAACAGGAAAAAAAUGUGAGAAAACAAUCCCACAAGCCUUUGCAAGUGCAAUCCCAGGACCCCUUGCACUGACUUUGAGACCUGUGGAGAGUUGGAUUUUGAGCGAGGAAGUUCGGAGGGCGCGAUUGUGCUGAAGUUCAGUGGAUUUUUGCUAUUUUUGAAAGGGUUUUCCAAGAGUUUCCAGAGGUGUAGCUUGCUGACUUUUUCUGUGUCGUUCCCAGUGUGCGCGAUUUCACUUAAAUGCACGGUGCUUCAGAACGUAAACCCCACGUAAGUGGGGAGUUACCUGUAGUUUAACAUGACAGCCUCAAAAUUGCUAAUCAAAACUCCCCAACACACGUCAUAGCUGUGUCCUCAUCGCCGGAUAGCUCUGGGAGCUCUUAUUCAGCAAAAGCAGAGGUUUGGAGCUUUCUCAGUCGUUGAUUUGAUGCCGACUGCAUUCCCUUUUUUUAUUCUUCCGCCUGGGAGUAGAAUUAAUCUGCACCCUCUGCCACUUUAUGCAUCAGAGGCCUUCUCAAGGCAAGGAGACAAAGAGAUAGGCACCCACCUUGCUUGGUAGCAAGUCAUGCUUCUGCCUUAUUUUAUUUUAUUCUAAAUGAAUAUGAAUAUGAUGAAGAGAGCACAGCAGAGGUUAUAUUUUCUGAGAAUCCUCUGGAAAAAUAAUCUCUCAAAGGACCUGUUGAUGGCAUUUUACCAUUGUACUGUGGAGAGUGUAUUAACUUAUGGUCUCUGUGUGUGGUUUGGGAGCUGCACGGUCAGGGAAAAAAUAAUGCUGUCCAGGGUUGUAAAGACUGCGGAGAGAAUAAUUGGGUGCACUCUUCCCACCUUGGAUCAAAUCUAUGCUUCCAGGUGUCAUAAGAAAGCUGCAGAGAUAGCGCAGGAUAGUGCGCACCCCGGAAAUGAUCUCUUUCAGCUUCUGCCUUCUGGAAGAAGGUACAGGGUUAUAAAGACUAGGACUAGCCGCCUGAGAACCAGUUUCUAUCCAAAUGCCAUUUUGGUUUUAAACGCAGUGUAAAGUAGUCUCUGUGGGAGUAUAUUAUAUUUAAUUAUGGGGUAUCAGAGUUUUUAGGGGCUAACCAAGCUGGGAUAGCAGGCUUGUUGGUUUUUGAAUGUCUGAUGUAGAUUUUUUCAAUUUCGUUGUUCUAUAUGGGACAAUGACAAUAAAGAUUAUCGUAUCGUAAAUAUUGUGUUUGUGUGCGCGCGCACAGAGAAAGAGGGAGAGAGAGAGAAAAGGAAAAAAACAGAUGUAAAAUAUUGGCAACCACACCCUCCCUGCCCACUCAGGUGUCUGUGGCUGCCAGUUGCAUUGGCCCUGCCGUGCUCGGUUGACAUAAGGUUACUAGAUUUUUUGCAAUGAAUCUGGGGACACUUUCCAGCCUCAAUGGAUUUUGUAUGGGGACUGACUUGUAAAUCCGGGGACUGUCCCCGGGAAACGGGGACAUCUGGUAUCCUUAGGUUCACAACCUCCUUGCCUCGACACCCUUUUUACAGCCAGGUGGAAGAGAUGGGCCUUGUGCUGUCCUUGGAGCAGACCGAGCGGCAGGGGGAGCACCGCCGGCUGCCCCCGCCCUCCCUCGAGGGGAUGGACUCCGACGGGGCCCUUGACGACCUGGACGCCAACGGGGGAGACACCAUCAUCAACCUCAGCUUUGGUAUGGAGCGGCGGGAGUCAUGGGCGGGAGGUUUUCUGCGGGGCAGGGAGUUCAGGAAACAAGCCGGACUCUCGCCUGUGAUGCCGUCGCUCCCUCUUUCCUCUCCCCAGAGCUGCGCGGCCCCAAAGUCUUGGCCUUCCUGCGCCCCACCAACAUCAGCGAAGAGGAGCUGCAGCUGGACCCCAAGCGCUUCUGCAGCCCCGACCUCCAGAAGCUGCUGGGCCCCAUCUUCGACCCCCCUGGGGCCCAGAGCCAAGCGCCAGGGACCCUGCGGGCAAGGCCUCCGGCCGCACCGCCCAAGCCUGCUCCGGUUGCCAAGAACACUUCUGGAGGCAGGAGCCCAGUGAACCCGGUAAGGAGGUUGUGGACUUUGGGAAGGGAGUCCUUCUCCAUGUGGGAUGAGUUUAGGGUGCAGGCAGAUGGCCUGCCUGGGGGAUUUGGUGCCUCGGAGGUUGUGUUGCAGAGACAGGGUCACCUGCAAGGAGGGGGAGAAGAGGAGGGUUAUUUGGUGGAGGAAUGUAGAUGUAAAGGUAAAGGGACCCCUGACCAUUAGGUCCAGUCGUGGCCGACUCUGGGGUUGCGGCACUCAUCUUGCUUUACUGGCCGAGGGAGCCGGCGUACAGCUUCCGGGUCAUGUGUCCAGCAUGACUAAGCCGCUUCUGGCGAACCAGAGCAGCUCACGGAAACGCUGUUUACCUUCCCACCGGAGCGGUACCUAUUUAUCUAUUUGCACUUUGAUGUGCUUUCAAACUGCUAGGUUGGCAGGAGCAGGGACCCAGGAAUGGGAGCUCACCCCGUGGCGGGGAUUCAAACCGCCAACCUUCUGAUCAGCAAGCCCUAGGCUCUGUGGUUUAACGCACAGUGCCACCCACGUCCCUAAUGGGGAUGUAUCACUGUGCAAAUGACAAGGGUGACCUGGCCUGUGCAUUUAAGAAUGGGCCUGGACCUGUCAGGCUUCAGGGAAUUGGAGCCCCCUCCCUCACAGCAUGCUCCCAGUAAUGGAAAGACGAGAAGCUCUUAGCAGUGCCUUUUAUUCAAUAUUCACAGAGAGAGGCGUAGAAAUGCUGCCUCUUGGAGUAAUGGCGUUGCUCCAAAUAAUCUCCGCCCUUCCCGUCUCAGUCAUCAACAGCACCACCCCUCUUACGGUGGCUGCUUAGGGUCAAUUGUCUCUUCGCCCUCUGCUCCCCUACUUUCACUGCUCGCCGGUUUCUGGGAGAAGCUGGGUCUGGGAUGCUCUCUAGUGGUCAGCCAGCUGUUGCUGCUCUGCUUCUCCUGUUAUUUCCCAGCUUUGCCCCUCUUCCCUCUCUGAGCUGUGACCCUCUGCAAACCACCGUUGUAAAUCUAUACUGUCCUCCUCUUCUUGGGAAGGUACAGGAGAAGAGGGAGGUGGUCGCCACCAUUCAUCCUCCGUCCGGUCCCUGGCAGGAUCAGACCAAAAGCCCUUUUAGACCAGCAUCCUGUUCUUGCAGUGGCCAACCAGGUCCCACAGUGCGUUCCUAACCUUGUGAUCAGGUUUCCAGAGUCCCUAAGAUGGUUGGAGGGUGCCUUGUACGCCUCCUUCCAGAAACUCCUGCAGCCAAGCUGGUGCCAAAUGCCUUGCUCCACAUUCCUUUGGACCAGCCUUUUUCAACAGCUCUGGCCUUGCUAGUUAUGGGUGAUGGGAGUUGUAAUUCAACAACAUCUGGGGACCCACAGCUUGAGAACUGCUGCUUUGGACCAACCCAGCGAGGCCGAGAGGAGGGUCUUGUCAUCUGGGCAGUCCAGGAUCUCCAGACAGCCUGCCCAGGUUUCCCGGGGAGGUCACUUUAACCCUGUGCUUUGACUUCAUCCCCCGAGGAACACUGCAUUCUGUGUCUCAAGACAGAUGGGAUGACAACAGAUCAGGUUUCCCUAUAAGAAAUGAGACUCUACUCUGCUUGAGAUCCAUGCUUGUCGAAGGCUUGAUCCUAGAAACAUUGGCAAAACGAGAGCAUCUUCACCCAUGUUUUGCUUUUGUUUCCCCCUCUAGGUCGAGCUGCCAGAAGAGCUGCUUUUUGACAUGGAGAACGUGCAGAAGCUCUUCGCUUCCAGCAAGGAGACUCAGUCAAUGGAGACGGCCCUGCAGGUAUCAUUGGGCAGGGAAGGCUCUCUGCUUCAGGGGCUCCCAACCUCGGACGGAGAGGGCUCAGCUCCAUUGCGUGGCGAGUUCCCACCCCCCGUGGAAAUAAUGACACAUGGCACAAUUAUUAAGGUUAAUGGGCUAAAUAAGGCCACAGCUUUAUUGGUUACAGGUGAUAAGCGGUAUUGGCUUAGGCAUUGGUCCUAACCGACUACAUCCGACUUCAGCCCAUCCGCUUGAAGUCUGGGAAGGGUUAAUCACCAGUAGGGGGAGUCCUGCUGAUGCACAUCAACUAGGAACUUCCCCGGGGUCACCGAUAGGGGGCGUGCCUUAGGCCCUCACCUCCCCAGGCUUCGGACAGGGCCAGGCCCCCCGGAAUCCUUUACUGGACUAUCCUUCAAUAUGCGGGGCAGGUGAUGGCGCCACCUCCCCUCUUCCGUCUACAGAACAAUACCAAUGCCUAACCGCCAGUACCAAGAAAGUUGUGGCGAUUUGCUACGGGUAGGCGAAAACCAAGUGGCUGGUGCCAAUUUGCCAAGUGGAAAAAUUCCUACCAGGCCCCUCAAUGGCAACCAACCGAGUACUCGGGUCCAUUCCCAUGUGUGUUCAUUCAGUUUGGUACUGAACUCACUGACCUUCAAAUGCCAGCGUCCAUUUUGUUUUUACAAGCCAAGUUUCUAGCCCUUAAAGUUAUUGAAAUGUCACAAGCCAGAGUGGGAGCCUUACGUCAUCAGGGAGGGAGCGGGCUUCCAGUAGCCAACACAAUAAAGCAGUUGCUGCGAAGCAACAAGAAGAAAAAGCCACAUGUACACAGUUAGCGGAAGUCACAUUCAAGGUACACAGGGUCCCGAGUGGCACAUGCUUCAAGUACCAUAUUUUUCGCUCUAUAGGAUGCACUUUUCCCCCUCCAAAAGUUAAGGGGAAAUGUGUGUGCGUCCUAUGAGCGAAUGCAGGCUGCGCGGCUAAGCCCAAAGCCAGAACAGGGAGACGGAGCGCUGCGGAGCCUUUGGAGCGCAGCACAAGUUCCCGCUGUGCUCCAAAGGCUUCAGGCUUCAGGGACAGCCUUUGGAGUUGUAGAGGCUCCAAAGGCUGUCCCCGAAGCCAGAACAGCUGCAGAGCGCUCCGUCUUGCUGUUCUAGCUUGGGGAUGGCUGCGCAAAGCCUCCGCAGGGUGCCUGCACCCCGCUGCCCUGUGGAGGCUCCAAAGGCUGUCCCUGAAGCCUUUGGAGUGCAGCGGGAACUUGCGCUGCGCUCCAAAGGCUUCAGGGGUCUUUGAGGCUGGCGGUGGGGGAAAGCAGCGCUUCCCCCCACCGCCAGCCCCACAAGCUCAGGGGGCAACGGGAAGGCGGCAUACCGCCUUUGCACUGCUCCCCGACCUGGUCUUUGAGGCUGGCAGUGGGCUUUGGGUUGCCUUCACUGAAGCCUGGAGAGCGAGAGGGGUCAGUGCGCACUGACCCCUCUCGCUCUCCAGGCUUCCAAGGUAGCCGCCUGAAGCCUCCAGAGCGCAGUGGGAACUCCCACUGCACUCCGGAGGCUUUGGGUGAAUGCACCUUGAACGCGCCUUGUUUUAGAGGAGGAGAACAAGAAAAAAAUUUUUUUUUCCUGUUCUCCCCCUACUAUGGUCCGGUGCGUCCUAUAGAGCGAAAAAUACUGUCUUUCAGGAUUGGUUCAAUGCCAACAGCAUGUGCGCCGAACAUAGAAAUGGCUUUGUUUAUGCCCAGGUGACUUAAAUUAUGACUUAGAUGGGUGCCAGUGAUAUUGGGCUGCAGCUCUCAUCAUUCCUGGCUGCUCGCUAUGCUGGUGGGAGCUGGCGCCUCGUACUUGUUCUGUGCCCCUCCCCUCUCCUUCCUUCGUGAGCGAGAGAAGGGUUGUGAAAACUUCCGGUUCUACUUCUGACGAAAACCGCAGCUUUCUGCUAUGUAUGAACUCGGGGAACUGUGAUUUAGUGGGAGGAAACAAACCCAAGAUAUCAUCUUACGGUUUGAUUACCCUGGUUUGUUUUCACUAACUCGAAUUAGCAUGAAUAAAGAUACAAAAAAAUACAAGAUACAGAAAAAAGAAUAACAAAACCCUUAUUAAGAUAUAACAAAGAAAUGAAAAAUAAAAAGAAACAUACAAAAUAAAAACAGUUAAAAACACAUUAAUUUUCCAUAGCAUAUCUUCCAUACACUUAUUUCCCCGGACCUCCUCGUACCUCCCUUUUUUGUAUUCCAGUUCAGUUUGUUAGUUCAGCAAAUCCUUACCAUUAAGCUUUUACCCAUUUGUGAACCUUUUUUCGUAUCUCUUAAAGCAUUACAGCUGGAAACCACUUAGUUUCUAUCCAACAUCCUUCUAAAAUUCAUUAAUUUUACAAUAUUUCUGUAAAUAGUCUUUAAAUUUCUUCCAGUCUUCUUUCACCGACUCUUCUCCCUGGUCUCGGAUUCUGCCAGUCAUUUCUGCCACCUAAACAAUUAUUUUAAAAAAACACCAACAUGUGUUUUAUUUUAUUUUUUAGAGUAUUUGUUCUCCCUGCUCCCCUAAAUUCUAUAGUACCUGUCAAUUUAGGAAUGUUUUGUUUUCUUUUAAAAAAUGGAAUCUAUGAGGCCGGCACCAUCAUUUGGCAUCCUUGACAAGCUGAUGAAGUCACUGGCCCCCACUGAUGCUUGUCCUGAGUCUACUAUUGCUAUUAUUUUAUUAUUUGGUGUCAUGAGCAGCAAUGGACAGCCUUGGUCUAGCCGCCAUUAAACUUCCCUUGGCAUAGCUGUGUCUGCCUAUCGCCAAGUAAGCCUGACACUUGUCUGGCGGCGAAGCUGGGAGCUCAUCAAAGGACAUAUUGCCUCUUGAGAAUGUGAAUUUCCGCAAGCCUCUCCCGAGCUUUUCCCCCCGCAAAUGUUCCCAUUGUCGCUGACAGCUCUCUGCCGCCCCCUGCAGGACUAUGAAGGCCUGGACCUGGAGAUGCUGGCCCCGUACAUCUCGAUGGACGACGAUUUCCAGCUCAGCAGCACUGACCACCCGCCCUGGCUGGCUGAGAAACGGGGCGGCGUCCUGGGGCCGGGGACCCGGCCAACCUCGCCGCCCCCGCGGCCUCGCUCCAGAAGCUUCCACGGAGUCUCCCCCCGCCCACCCGAGCAGACCACUCUCCCCCGCUGGGGCAGCGACACCAGUCUGAGCCACCCCCGCCCUGCCCAGCCCCCAGGGAGCCCCCCAUGCGGGGCGGAGCAAGUGGUGGAGAUGGUGGCGUCCGUCAAGAUCCAGGCUGUGCAGGACGGGAGCGGUCAAAAUGGCCAGGCGGCCUCCGUGGGUGGGAGGAAGAGGUAAGGCAGGGGUCAGCAAACAUUUUCAGCAGGGGACCAGUCCACUGUCCCUCAGACCUUGUGGGGGGCCGGACUAUAUUUGGGGGGGUAUGAAUGAAUUGCUAUGCCCCACAAAUAACCCAGAGAUGCAUUUUCAAUAAAAGCGCACAUUCUACUCAUGUAAAAACAGCACGCAGGCCCCACAAAUAACCCAGAGAUGCAUUUUAAAUAAAAGGACACAUUCUACUCAUGCAAAAAACACCAGGCAGGCCCCACAAAUAACCCAGAAAUUCAUUUUAAAUAAAAGGACACAUUCUACUCAUGUAAAAACACGCUGAUUCCCGGACCAUCCGUGGGCCGGAUUGAGAAGGCGAUUGGGCCACAUCUGACCCACGGGCCUUAGUUUGCCGACCCAUGAAGUAAGGGGAGGGUUGGCUUUUAUAUAGCAGUUUUUAAAUAAAAAGUGACAUGCCCCUCCAGGGCGGCUUGCAAGUGAAAUGGUAAAUUGGAAGCAGAAAUAAUAAAGCCAACACCCUUACUCCACUCUCAGAACUAGAGUUCACUGUGAAGAGAGGUUGAGCGCUAAAACCACUUUGACAACUUUCCGCAUUCGCCCCCUUUUUUUAAAAAAACACCAACACAUCUUUUUUAUUUUAUCUUCAUUUAUGAAAAGAUUGGGGGGGGGGAGAGACAGAAAAAAGUGAGAAUGAAAGAAAAAAGACAUUACCAUGCGUGAAUAUACAGAUGUGUAUAUUCGUAUCAUUCUAAUACACACAUAAUUGUCAGUAACCUAAUAUAUUCUGCGUAAACUCAAUCCAAAUGGGAGUUCCCACAUCCUUAACAAACUACAGCUCCCAGAAUUCUUUGGGGGAAAGCCAUGCCUGUUUAGGAGUGGUGUCAUCGUGCUGUAAAUGUAGCCUCAGUUUCUGGUAGUGUUUUAGCAUUAAUAUUUAACUGACCACCUCAUUUUUACAUAAUUAAAAAAUUAAGUAAAAAAGGGGGGGGGAGGAUGUUGGAUUAUAGUUUUAAAGUCCUGUUCUUUGUGCCUGCGCUACAUCCUAUUUUUAUCUGUGAGCCACUUUGAGUUCUCCCAGGGGAAAGGGUGGGGUAAAGGUAAAGGGACCCCUGACCAUUUAAGUCCAGUCGUGGCCGACUCUGGGGGUUGCAGCGCUCAUCUCUCUUUAUUGACUGAGGGAGCCGGCGUACAGCUUCCAGGUCAUGUGGCCAGCAUGACUAAGCCGCUUCUGGCGAACCAGAGCAGCGCACGGAAAUGCCGUUUACCUUCCCACCAGAGCGGUACCUAUUUAUCUACUUGCACUGGUGUGCUUUCGAACUGCUAGGUUGGCAGGAGCAGGGACCGAGCAACGGGAGCUCACCCCGUUGCGGGGAUUUGAACCGCCGACCUUCUGAUCAGCAAGCCCUAGGCUCUGUGGUUUAACUCACAGCGCCACCCACGUCCCAUAAAAAAAGGUGGGGUAUGAAUGAAUAAAUAAAUAAAUACAUAGGUAACUUUGUCUGGGCAUAAUCUCAUAUCGUCUUCUUUCUCCCACCUCCUUCCGCCGUUCACCCAACAGGGCCCGGGAGCUGAGUGUGGAGGAAGAGAGAGAUGUCUUCCUGGAGGCAGGGCUCCCUAAGCGCACCCGUGGCCUGGAGCCUGAUGGCUUCCUGAUGCCCUCUCUUAGCCUGGUAGGUGCUGAAAUUACCCAUCCAUAGGAGGGAGGGAAGCCUCUUCCAACCCAUUUCCGCCAAAGCUCCCUCCUGCCCAGAUCACAGGAGGCUCCCUUGCGAGGAACCUCUUUCGUUUCUGUGGCUGGGUGGCAGGACGUCUGCUUGGCAUGUAGAAGGUCCUCCGUUCAACCCCCGGCCUCUCAAGGUGGAACCGGGAGAGAUCCACUGCCUGAAACCCUGGAAGAGUCACUUUUGACGUUGUCCGUUAGGUGUGUAAAGGUAAAGGGACCCCUGACCAUAAGGUCCAGUUGUGGCCGACUCUGGGGUUACGGCGCUCAUCUCGCUUUAUUGGCCGAGGGAGCCGGUGUACAGCUUCCGGGUCAUGUGGCCAGCAUGACUAAGCCGCUUCUGGCGAACCGGAGCAGCGCAAGGAAACGCCAUUUACCUUCCCGCCGGAGCGGUACCUAUUUAUCUACUUGCACUUUGACGUGCUUUCGAACUGCUAGGUUGGCAGGAGCAGGGACCGAGCAACGGGAGCUCACCCCGUCAUGGGGAUUCGAACCACCGACCUUCUGAUCAGCAAGUGCUAGGCUUUGUGGUUUAACCCACAGCGCCACCCGCGCCCCCUCCAUUAGGUGUUACAGCAGGGUUAAAUCCUGUGUUGGCUGCGGGCCUCUGGUCCCAGCAGUGAACGGCAGCGCGCAAUCAGACCGAGAAGGAUUUGACCCUCGUUUAUCAGCUGCAUAGGAUCCCCUGUUAAGUAGAUGGGGUUGGGAACAUACAGUGGUACCUCGGGUUAAGUAGUUAAUUCGUUCCGGAGGUCCGUUCUUAACCUGAAACUGUUCUUAACCUGAAGCACCACUUUAGCUAACGGGGCCUCCUGCUGCCGCCGCGCUGCCAGAGCACGAUUUCUGUUCUUAACCUGAAGCACUAUUUCUGGGCUAGCGGAGUCUGUAACCUGAAGCGUAACCAGGUCCCACUGUACUCCCUUUGUGCAUGCAAUUCUGAGACACACUCCUCUCAAAAUCAGGGUUGCAUCAGAACCUCCAGCUAAAACAGAGGAUUUUUACACCACUGUUUCAGCAAGGGGAUCCAUGGACCCCUCUGCGAAAGUUGGGGGAGGAACCGUUCCCUUUCAAGGUGCUUUGAAGACCCAGUUCUGGGAUUUCAAAGCACUUUUUACACGAUGCCACGGUAACACCAUGUGGUCGGCAGGCGGACCUCCCGCCCACCUGCCGACCCAGAUGGACCAGUGGCCUGGCUUGACCCAAGCUUCCUGUGCCCCCCUCCCCCAGGGUUUCCUGCUGAGUGUGGAAGAAUGUUUGGAUGCCAGGUCCGAGAGGGGUUUCGGGGGCACCGUGUCCCUGGGCAAGAAGCUUCUGUCGCUGGAGGAGCCCAUGGGUGAGUAUUGUGCAGUUCUGAUGGGGUGAAGCAAUAAAAUAUUUGAGGGGGGCCGGGCUCUCCCACAGUUGACGGGCACUGCCAUUCAAAUGAUGUGUGCACACCACGUAUUGCAGUCGAUUAUGUGGGUGGCGCUUACUUGGGCCCCCCAAUAUGUAUGUCCCACGGAGGACCUUACGGUCUUCAAAUAAAAACAUCCUGAAGGUCCCAGGCCACAGGGAGGUUAGGCUGGCCUCAACCAGAGCCAGGGCUUUUUCGGCCGUGGCCCCGAUCUGGUGGAACGCUCUGUCACAAGAGACUAGGGCCCUGCGGGACUUGACAUCUUUCCGCAGGGCCUGCAAGACAGAGCGGUUCCACCAGGCCUUUGGCCAAGGCACAGUCUGACGCCCUCCUUUGGCAAUCUUCACAGAACUUUAGCCUAACAGUUGCCAUCAAUCUGAGUUGAAUUAAUUUUAUAAUGAAAUGAUUUUAGAAUGUUGUACUAUUUUAUUGUUGUUAGCCGCCCUGAGCCCGGCUUCGGCUGGGGAGGGCGGGAUAUAAAUAAAAUUUAUUACUAUUAUUAUUAUUAUUAUUAUUAUUAUUAUUAUUAUUAUUUCAUUCAAGUCAGCACCCCAAUACCUUCUGAAGACCCCAUCUUUUAAAAAAAAACAGCAAUGGGUUGUAUCAUCGCUAGGAUUUCCGCUCGCACAGCGUGACUUUAUCUCUUCUCCUCCCCUUUCAUGCCCCCCUAAAUCUGUUCUUGGGGUUCCUAUAACCCUCCAGAGCAGAUUUGGGAAGGGGAGGAGGGAGGAGAGUUUGGUGAGCGGAUACCCUUGCGCUGAGGGGGGGCGCGUGGACCCGGGUGUCUCCCAGACGGACAAAAACCGCCCUCCUCUCUCCUGACUCCUGGCCUUUUCUCUCUCCCUGCCUGGGUCUCCCUCCUUUCUCUCCAGGCCUCCUGGGGGACAUGCUGCCAUUUGUGGUGGACGGACCAGCCCUCUCUCAGCUGGCCCUGUUUGACGGCGAGGACGAGGCCUCCGUACAGAGUGGGCAGCAUUUCCAGCUGGGGGAGGAGCUCCUGGUGGAACUGGACCAGGCCACCUGA